Colius striatus (speckled mousebird) is the source of this 8129-nucleotide messenger RNA. It is a transcript of the gene SOCS5, whose product is annotated as suppressor of cytokine signaling 5. Gene Ontology annotation, biological process: epidermal growth factor receptor signaling pathway; intracellular signal transduction; cell surface receptor signaling pathway via JAK-STAT. Lineage: Eukaryota; Metazoa; Chordata; Aves; Coliiformes; Coliidae. Gene Ontology annotation, cellular component: phosphatidylinositol 3-kinase complex. Gene Ontology annotation, molecular function: 1-phosphatidylinositol-3-kinase regulator activity. The record is from RefSeq and is a predicted model, not a curated record. The transcript is spliced from 3 exons. Bases 224 to 1834 code for a protein of 536 amino acids.
GUCCGCGCCGAGCGGCAGGCGGCGGGCCCGGGCGGGGCGGCGGAGCGGAGCGGAGGAUGCUGCGGCCGUUGGGGCCACCGGGCCGGCGCUAAGGCGUCGUUGUCCCCGCCGCGGCGCAGCGUAAUCAUGUCCACAACUUGGAGAAAGAAUCUAGCAAGUUCAUGUUGAGGUAUAUUCUCCAGACAAGAUACAGUGACUCGUGUUUUUCUGGAUAACAUAAUCCAUGGAUAAAGUGGGAAAGAUGUGGAACAAUUUCAAAUACAGGUGCCAGAAUCUCUUCAGUCACGAGGGUGGAAGCCAAAAUGAAAAUGUAGUCGUGAACGCCAAUAGUUGCUCAUCUGCUAAAGAGAACACUAUCCAGAUAACUGAUUCGUCUCAACAACAACCUAGCAGCCCUUUGAGAGAAAACAUUGCUUUGCAGUUAGGUUUAAGUCCUUCAAAGAAUUCGGCAAGGCGCAACCAAAACUGUGUCACAGAAAUUCCUCAGAUUGUUGAAAUAAGCAUUGAGAAAGAGAACGACUUGUGUGUCACCACAGGAGCUAGACUUGCUCGAAGGGACUCUUAUUCUCGGCAUGCUCCUUGGGGUGGGAAGAAGAAGCAUUCCUGCUCUACCAAAACCCAGAGCUCCUUGGAUACCGAAAAGCGAUUUGGUAGAACACGAAGUGGUUUGCAGAGGAGGGAGAGAAGGUAUGGGGUGAGUUCCGUCCAUGACAUGGAUGCAGUAUCAAACAGGACAGUAGGCAGCCGUUCUCUGCGACAGCGUCUGCAGGAUACUGUGGGGCUAUGUUUUCCCAUGAGAACUUACAACAAACAGUCCAAACCUCUGUUUUCUAACAAAAGAAAGAUCCAUCUCUCUGAGUUAAUGCUUGAGAAAUGCCCUUUUCCCGCAGGCUCAGAUCUGGCUCAGAAGUGGCAUCUGAUUAAACAACACACAGCGCCUGUGAGUCCUCAUUCAACCUUUUUUGACACGUUUGAUCCUUCCUUGGUUUCCACAGAAGAUGAAGAAGACAGACUCAGAGAGAGACGUAGACUUAGUAUCGAAGAAGGGGUUGAUCCCCCUCCCAAUGCCCAAAUACAUACUUUUGAAGCUACAGCACAGGUUAAUCCAUUGUAUAAACUGGGACCAAAGUUAGCCCCUGGUAUGACUGAGCUGACCGGGGACAAAAACAUUACACCUCCAGGGAACUGUGACUCCGAAGAGGACACCACAACGCUUUGCCUGCAGUCACGCAGGCAGAAGCAGCGCCAGAUGUCUGGAGAGAGCCACGGCCAUAUCAGCAGGCAGGGGGCUUGGAAAGUGCACACUCAGAUCGAUUACAUCCAUUGCCUUGUGCCAGACUUGCUUCAGAUCACAGGUAACCCGUGUUACUGGGGCGUGAUGGACCGCUACGAAGCAGAGGCACUUCUGGAGGGUAAACCCGAAGGCACGUUUUUGCUCAGGGACUCUGCGCAAGAGGACUACCUCUUCUCUGUGAGCUUCCGUCGCUACAACCGAUCGCUGCACGCACGCAUUGAGCAGUGGAAUCACAACUUCAGUUUUGAUGCCCACGAUCCCUGUGUGUUUCACUCCUCCACUGUCACGGGGCUCCUGGAACACUACAAAGACCCUAGCUCUUGCAUGUUCUUUGAACCGUUACUGACUGUAUCUCUGAACAGGACUUUCCCCUUUAGUCUGCAGUAUAUCUGCCGGGCAGUAAUCUGCAGGUGCACUACGUACGAUGGAAUCGAUGACCUUCCUCUGCCCUCCAUGUUGCAAGACUUUCUAAAGGAGUAUCACUAUAAACAAAAAGUCAGGGUGCGAUGGCUGGAGCGGGAACCUAUAAAAACGAAGUAAACGGAGAUCAGAAUAAGCUUCUAGGAAACGCUUUUUUUGUGUGUGUGUGUGUUACGGUUUAACUGCAGCGAGCGCACUGACGACGUCUAGCUUUUCUGCAAUAUCCUAUUUAAGCUGAGUGUUAGUAUCCUGUCAGAUGCUGCCUGCUGUUAAUCAAACUAAGUUGUGUUGCCUCUCGGAAACAAUAAGCAGACACAAUUCUGCACGUUUUUCAUUAAGGCCUAAUGAAAAUAUUUUUGCUAAUUUCUAAAUAUUUUGUUUCCCUUUUAUAGCUGUAGUAAUUGGAUGAAGAAACUAUGAGGCAUUUUCCAUGGGGCAUUCAUGUAACGCUAAUAAAGAAAGGCUUUGUUAGAGGAGUGUUUUUUGCUCAUAUUUGAAGUAUUUUUUUUAAAUAGUUUUCUUGAAAACUUUCCACUACUCAAAAUACUAACUUAGCUCACAAACAAGUUUCCAAAUACUAGUGAGUAGGAGCGUUUUCUUUUAAUGAAGAGCAGUUCAUUAGAAGCAGUCCAUUAAGAGUUAAUGGUGCUUUGAUGCUAACAGAUGAAUCGUGCUUUUCUCAGUGUAUAAGGUUUCCUAAUCAUUAAGACUUGAAUAUGCCUGCUCAGUACUGUAAUUCUAUUUUAAACACUUGGAGAUUUAAGUGGCAUUGUUAGCAAAAGUAAUACUGUCUUGGACAGUUAAGUACCUUCCAGUGUGAAUUGCUGAUUCGGCGGCAGGACACGGGAUUAGAUUGUUGCCGUGAAACAAAAGGUUGCGGUUUUUUCCUAAACCAGAAUAUGGUGGCCUGACUGCUGGUAACUUACAAUGGAAAGUAAUAGCAAAGAGAGAGAACUUUUCAUUAUUUAAAGUCGUCUGAUAUUUUUAUGGGGAAAAUUACCAGGGGUUGAAUUAUCGUGAUCGGAGUACAAAAUCUGACAUAUCUGAAGUAAAUGUCGGGUUUCAAAGGUACUGUUACACUUUAUUUGUAAAUAUCUUUCCAUUUGCGCUUUUAAAAAAUGUUUUAAAGUAAUAUGCACUGAUUAUAACUUCAACAGAUUACUUGGAAGUGAGAUUCUAAGUUCUGUUUGCUUAUUUAAUUGGAGAUGGGACUUAAAAUAGUUCCGUCUUAGACAUUUUUGCACUAAAGUUUUGUUGGAAUGCCCUGAUCCAUUUAAUGUUUUGUACCGAUUAUGAGUGCUCCCUAGUUUCUUUACCAGCUGCUACAGUGUUUUAUUACUUACUUCUCUAUGGCAGUGACCUGUGCGAGGUAGGGAACAUUUUGGCUGCAAGUACAAUAAACAUUAUUCUUGUAUGCUACACUAACCCUUCUAUUGAUGUAUUUUUCUGCUUGCUGUGCCUUGUUCUGGCUUUUUGUGCUAAUAAAGUACAGUAUGUUCAGUGUUAUACUUGUAUAUCUGCUCUGUUUUUAUAUAUUCACGUAACUUGUAGCACUUAACUGAAUUUUUAAUAGACUUUUCUUAUUACUUAGUGUAGGUAAUGCACAAAUACCGUGUAGUUGAAUAUCGAUUGGUCAGCACACCAUACUCCUGGUUUUUGUUUCGUGCAUAUCAGAAACCUGACAGUGUACACCACUGAUGAGUAACAUUUCUGUAGUCAUGGCAAAGUAAUGGACUUGUCUUCAGGCAUACAGUUUUUUGUAAUGUCAAGGAUAAAUGUUAAGCAAAAACAAUUCUAAAGCAUUACUGAUCCCCCCUGUAAUGGUUGCUGAAGGUGUUUCAGCUUGUUACGUAGCAAACUGCUAAGUUUAAUGUUUUGAUACUCCCCACUGGGUAAGGCUUAUUCCUGUAAAUUGACAGUAGAGCAGUGGCAUUUGUUCACUUUUAGACUAUUUUAAGAGAUAGAUGUACACACAAACUGGCCAAAUGUCCUGUUUUUACCAAAGAAUACUGUCAAUUUAUAUUGGGGUAUUUUUUUAGUAAAGAAAGAGUGGAGAGAUGCAAUUUCUGUUCUAUCAGAUAUUUAUCCCAAGCUAUGAUAAACCAAAGUAUUUGACAACUUCAUCUGAACUUAAGUAAUGUAUAUGUUUAUGUUGGUAGAGCUUAAAACUUUUACAUCACCGGUGUCGUCAUUUUUCUUGAACUCACAAUGCACCUGAAGGAGAAUGACUUAAAUAAUUUUGUAAUGACUGGAACAGCACUACAUAGAAGCUCAUACUGCAAGAGAUUAAUCUGAAGCACCCAGAAAGCACUUUAAAACAUGUGUUUAUAUGCUUGUGGAAAAUUUGUGAUCCCAUUAUGCAUUCUUUGUAGUAGCUUAUUUCUUUUCUGUGUUAAAAGACUUCAACUGUUAAAAUGGAACUUUGUUUAGAAUAUGUAAAUACUGAGUUUAUGUAAGUAUGUGUACAAAUGUGCUAAUGGUCACUUAAGUUUUCAAUUGUGUGUGUGUCCUUGGAUAUGCAACUCCUAGUUUAAAAUCUACUCUAAGCAUAAAAAGAGGAAAAAAAGUCACCAGCAUGGAAUUGCACCUAAGUGUACCUUCGCUGUGUCCUCACCAGUCCCUCGGCUGGAUCUGAAUUCCAGAUGAGUUUACUUUAAAUCUUGUUUUCAAUAUAUCAUACGGUCUACUUGCAACCAAGCUUUGUCCCACUUCUAGGGACCUGUUUUAUGUUUACACCUGUUGCAGUUGCUUGUCAUAAACUAGCUGAUGAGAUUCUAGCUGUGACAUUAUCAAUGUGGUCAGGAAUACACAUUCAUUUAAUUUUUUAUCAUGUGAUGGAAUCUUUGGGAAAAAAGAAAGACAAGAAAUAAAAACCCCAAACUCUUAUCUCAGAAGGUUUUUUGCUUUUGCAUUUCUGUAAAUAGCCUUUAUGGAGAGGAUUUAUUGCUCCCUUGAAACACGCAAAAAAGGAAACGACCUAUUCCUCUACGACUUCUUUAAAGCUUUGCUUCACUGAAAUACUCAGAAUAACUUGCUAGUGUGGUUAUGCUCCAAAUAAUCACUUUUAAAAUUGUAGUAGACUUGAGUGUUGACUACUCAAGUUGUUGUGUCUGUCAUAUUGAGUACCUUUUUGGUUCUGAAGGCGCUAAAAUGUUAGUAUGUUGAGAAUGCAAGUAGUUGAUUCCUCUUUUCUGUUGGAGUUAUGCUUUGGCUUCAACUUGAUUUUGUUUAGAAAAUCUUAUGUGCAUCUUCUUGAAAAGAUGUGCACAAACUACUAAUUGGAGUGAUUUUUUAACAAUAGCAUUCAAUGUGAUAUAGUAUGCUGGCAUGAUUCCAAUCUAACCUGGUUAUGUGACAGGUGAGCACUUGAGCCUCAGUCUGGUAAAGUGUUCUUUUGAGAUGAUUCCCAUUUCUGCAGCGAGGACUAGAGAAAGGGCUUACUCAGUAGGAUUGUUUUGCAAAAAAUCUUGCAAUAAGGUCUUUAACCAUAUUUGAAAAGAACACGAUAGUGGUGCUAUGUGGGAAUUAAGAUCUUUGAACACUUAGUACAAGGUGGUGGUUUUGUUUGUAUGUAAGUACACACAUCAUUAUAUUUUACAGAGUCCGCAACAGGUCCAGUUUACCGAGAUACAGAAAUUAAAAUAAUGGGAAUUUCCAUAUUACAUGUUCUCUAACAUUGGAAAAUUAUUGUAUAAAUAAACCAAUGUCAUGAAUUCAUUGGCAUACAAUGCAUGGAGGUUUUUUUACUGUUGAGUCAUUGUUUGUAGAACAGAAUUACAAUAAAAAAAACGAGGGCAUUAAAUCCAAAUCUUUUUAGAAAUCUGUCUUUAUGUCCUGAUGAAAUUAGAGACUAAUUAAAUAGUCUUUUGACUAUAUAUGAGGGUCAAUGAGUUGAGGGGUUUUGUCAGUUUUAAAGGCAUAACUCGUCGGAAAAUAGUCCUAAGGACAUGUGGAAUGAAACUUCUUUGAAUAAGUUAAAGCCAUGCUUUGCAUUUAUAUACUUUAAAUUUUGUGUGCAUUUGAAAACUUGUUGUUCGCAAAAGGACAGUUUCUAAAUUGGAAGCAAACAGUCUAUCUACAGUGUUUGGUAAGAUGAAUUCAGGCCUUUGCUAGACAUCAUCCUGACAGUCACUUGCAUUCUUAAGUCCAUAAUUUAACUUUAAUAUUCUGCACUAUUUAAAUAAGCAAAGAUUCUGAGUUUGCAUGUUACAAAAGAGGUUUGCUUUAGUCUCUUUGUGCAAGCCAAAAUAUUUGCAGAAUGCUUUAAAUCUUUUCUCUCCUGCGAAGUUGUAUGUAAGACUAAAAUUGUGAAGGCAGAAGUUGCUUGAGUACCAGAGGGAUGACUCUUAUCUCCUUUUAAAACUAUUCACGUUUAAAAUUAUGAAAGUGCUUUUUGAGUCUUCUUUUUUUUUAAAGUAUUUUUGUGAAAUCAUCACAUACAUGCCAAACCUUAGUCUGCAAGAAGCUACGUAGCCUAUACAGAGAAGGUAAUAAGGUGCUUCCAAGUACAUGUGCAUCAUGGUCUUUUUUGAAGGUGUCUGAAGUACACCAAGGUGGUGAACAUUAGUACAUUGGAAUUCUAAAAGAUCUCUUAACUUUUUGCCCAUGCAUAGCAUGCAUUGCAAAUAAAAGGACUAUUUUAUUUGUAGCUUCGGCUAUAUUUGUCUAUUAUAGGCAGUUGAUUUGUCUAUGUUUUCCUGCUGUUGCCACACUUGCCUAAACAGUUGUCUCCUGACUGUGGCCAAAGCAGAUGUUUUUUGUUGUUGUUCAUAAUUUCUUUUUAGGAAGUGUUAAAGUGUUAACUCUUAGGAAGGGUGAUACAACACUGCUAACUGUUCUUCCUUUUUGCAACGUUUACAAAGAAUCAUUUAGCUUGACCAUGGGGUUGUGUCUACCAAAUGCCUGAAUUUAAAGCUUGUUUGUUUUUAAUUGAAAAUGCUACUGAUGAGGACUUUGAAAAGAAAAAGGCUUGGUAUUUUCACAGCAAGAUAAAUGUUUUGCAAUGAGGUAAGGAUCUCUUGAAGAUGCUUUAUAAGAAGGUUGUUGUGGUGGUUUUUUUUCCUGCCUCUUACUGUCUUAAAUCAAGACUCGUAAAAGAAAAUUUUAACCUUACAUUAAUUUAAAAACUGAAAGAAAUCUGGUGCUUUUACUUAAUUUGCUUGCAUAUUGCCAUUGUUUUAAGAAGCAAAUUUAAAAUCUGUUAUUUCAAUGAAGCAUUGCAAUUUCUUAUUUUUAUAAAGUACUCCUUUUACAAAAAUUGUGUACCAAUAGAUUGUUAACCUGAUACCGUCUUUUAAACCUGUUGUUAUCAAGCUAGCUAUUGUGUAAAUGCUUUUCAGGCUGAAUAAAUAUUCACUUUGUAAAUCUGCAUUAAAGCUACAGCUGUUGCCAGCUAGGUUUCUUAGGGCCAACACAAUGUAUUUGAGCUGAAGCUCCUGGUGCUUGACCCUUUUUCUUCCUGUCUUCAGUAGGAAAAAAAAAAGCGUGCAUAAUUGUGUAUAUGUGAUAAUGUUGCAAGUCUCUUUGUUAAGCACACAGCUACACUGACAAGCAGAAACGUAUCUGAACUUGCUUGUCUGGAGUAAAGGAACCUCUCUGGUUUCUCAGCAGGAGUUGUAACUUGGUGGCACAUUGACCCCGAGGAAGCAGAAUCAAGCUUUGCUCUUCUGAGCAGCUUUUAAAUUGAAUAUGAUGUGUGCUUCCCGUGCAAUAAAGUACAUUAACUUUUUAGAGCCGUGAGGAUUUUAAUAGCUUUCAGAAGAUACGACUGUAUUUGGCUGCUUUGUCACUUCUUGCUUUCAUACUUGUCUUGCAAAAGCAUGAAGAGAUAUAUUUAUUAAAAUUGAAUCUAUAUAGUCACCAAAUGUUUAAGCACUACUUUGUAGUAUCUUUACGGAGAUAGCAAAUUCCUACACAGUUGUAUUUGAACUGUUUUGGGAAAUUGAAUAAUGACACUGUGGGCACAAAUUAAUUCAGAUUGCACUAAACUUCCUUACCAGAAGCCUUCAUUCUUAAAAAACCCAACCCUAUGCGAUCUCUGCACAGAAAAACUGUGGCUGUGGUGAUGCAGUCUCUGGUGGGUGUCCAAAAAAAAGUGACACCCAGACGGUCCCUGGACCUUUUCCUGACAUUCCAGUUGAAGGGCCCCUGGCAGGCCUGCUGGGCACUCGAGGAGUUGGCUGGCGAGCAUGCCGAUAGGCACCCGAUGCCAGCACCUUGUGUAACGGUGCUGGUUUCGGUCUCCCUAGCUUAGAUAGUUUUUUAACCCGCUGCAGCUUAAAUGUUUCUCCACCCUGCCUAAUUUGUCUUUGUUGUCUGGUUGCCAAAUUGUCUUGCAUCUUAAUAUGGUAAGAAUAAUGUGAUUUAUGGCUACCCAACCAGUGUAUUUUAAUUAAUAGAUGGCUCUGUCUUAAUA